Cuscuta epithymum is the source of this 2044-nucleotide messenger RNA. Lineage: Eukaryota; Viridiplantae; Streptophyta; Magnoliopsida; Solanales; Convolvulaceae. The record is from the annotation of a GenBank genome assembly.
AUUGAAAACCGGCCACCCGUAAUUGGUUCAUUCAGCUAGGACCUCAUCAAUCCGUCCUACGCCCUCCUUCCCCAACGGCGAUUGAACUUUCUUGUCUAGCGAUCAUGGGCUGCUCUAUCUUCUGAAGUUCACAAAGUCCAUUGCAAUCCAAUGGCAUCCUACGUAGAUGUAGGGAAGUGCAAAUUUGUACGGUUCUCUCUUACUUCCGCCAGCACUCCCCAGCAAAACAGCCGUCCAUCUUCUUCCACGCAUCUUUCUUCCCAUUUCCAGACCGUACUCUUGAGACGACCCCUUUACCCGAAAUUUGGAUUGAAGCUGCGUCAUUGUUUCCCUCUAUACGCUAUGCGAGGCAGGACUUCCCAGAGAAUUUUUAUGAACCGCCAACGAAUUAGAUUGAUUAACCGGGCAGGACUAGACCGCUUCGGUUCUGCAGAAAACCAAGAGCAAUCUGAACCGGCCUCCAGUUCCCUUGCAAGGGAAAAAUCAAGUCAGUUGAUUAAAAGAGUAGUCUUUGGCCUAGGCAUUGGGGUUUGUGCUGGAGGCGUGGUAUUGGCUGGUGGUUGGGUAUUCACUCUGGCCCUUUCUGCUGCUGUGCUUGUGGGUGCUAGAGAGUACUUUGAAUUGGUUAGGAGUCACGACAUUGCUGCUGGAAAUGCCCCACUGCCUCUAUUUGUUUCACGGCUCAUCCCUUUGAUCUGUGCCGUUAUGCCUGCAUUUACACUAUUCUUCGGGCAAAUUGAUGUUUCAUUGACUUGUGCAGCCUUUGUUGUUGCCAUGUCACUGCUUCUGCAAAGGCAAAUUCCCCGUUUUCCUCAGCUUACUAGUGCUAUGUUUGGGCUGCUCUAUUGUGGCUAUCUUCCUUGUUUUUGGGUUAAGUUGAGAUGCAGUUUAGCAGUGCCAGCCCUACAUACAAAAAUAGCAGAAUCCUGGCCAGCCUUAUUGGGAGGGCAGACUCAGUGGACAGUGGGUCUUGUGGCUUCCUUGAUUUCUUUUAGUAGUAUCAUUGCAGCGGAUACAUUUGCCUUUUUUGGCGGGAAGGCUUUUGGUAGGACUCCCCUUACGGUUAUUAGCCCAAAGAAGACUUGGGAAGGGGCUCUAGCAGGUCUUGCUGGUUGUAUAACCACUACUGCACUAUUGUCAAAGUUACUAUGCUGGCCCACAUCUAUGCUGAGUGCAUUGGCUUUUGGGGUUGUAAACUUUUUUGGAUCAGUUUUUGGUGACCUUACGGAGUCGAUGAUCAAGCGUGAUGCCGGUGCGAAAGACUCGGGAUCCCUCAUCCCUGGACAUGGUGGAAUACUGGACAGAGUAGACAGCUAUAUAUUCACAGGCGGCCUAGCUUAUUCUUUCAUUCAAAUAUGUUUGCCACUCUAUGGUGUUUAGUUAAUGAGAUGAUAAUUUAUUGCUUACCCCAAAGGUUUAGGUUUUAAAGACGUACACUUUCAGAAGGCCAUAUGCUCCAUCUUGCAAGUAAAAUGUACUUGUUUCAAUCUGAUAUACAAAAAAAGGGUUGAAAUUGGAGUACUAUUAUACUCCCUCCGUAACUUAAAAAUCUUCCCACUUUCCUUUUUCGUCCGUAACACAAAAAUCUUCUCAUUUCUAAAUCUUCCCAUCAUACCCUCAAUAAUUCUUAAAAUAAUACACUAUUACAACUACUUUUUUUGGAUUUAUCCUACAUUCCACCACAUUAUUCCACUAUUUUCCCAUCAUACCCUCAAUAAUUCAUAUCAUCUUUCACUAUUCUUAAUCUACCUACUUUUGAAAUGGGAAGAUUCUAAAGUUACGGAGGGAGUAUAUCUAAAAGCAAACCAGCAGAGGCAGACAGGACAACUCUCUGAAACAAGCUUUAGCAAGUUUUUUUGGCUUUCACGUGAUUUUGUCUCUUUAUGAAGAAUAGUAUCGCAUAUGUGUGAUAUACCGAUAUAUAUAGAGGGUAAGAUUCAGGUAAGAAUGGUGUUCGGGGAGAGAAAUGAGAAUAAAAUCUGAUCAUGAAAUACACGAAUUCAAAGGCUAAGAUUAGAUAUAUAUUAUUGUGAUUGUGUGGCUA